Molecule: messenger RNA, 784 nt
Organism: Trichobilharzia szidati
Lineage: Eukaryota; Metazoa; Platyhelminthes; Trematoda; Strigeidida; Schistosomatidae
Source: the annotation of a GenBank genome assembly
AUGGCUACUUGGUGGAAUGAAAAUGCUAAAGUUUCUGAUUGUGAUGAUCCGAAGGAGAUGAUUACUACUACUACUACUACUACUACUACUACUACUACUACUACUACUACUACUACUACUACUACUACUACUACUACUACUACUACGGCGACGACAACGAAUACUGCUGCUACUGUUGCUGCUCGUCCUCCUCUUCCUUCAUGUAGUAGCCCUAUUGAAUAUGUAAAUAAACUAUUUAAUAAUAAAUAUGUAAAGAGAAAAGCAUCAACAACAACAACUUCGGAAACUAGUGGUAUUACACCUAAUAAACGUGUGUGUCCAUCACUAAACAAAGGUGAUUGCAACAACAACAGCGUACAAGGUAGUUGUCAUCGCAUUAUUGAAGGUGUUGGUGUUAGUGCUAGUGUUGGAGGUGAUGAUAAUGACCAACUGAGUUCAACUAAUAAUUCUGCUACUACUACUCCUUGUGUUGACGAGGGGGCGCAAGAACAGGUCAGCAGCGGCGGAGGAGGGACAUCACGUAGUUCUGAUGAUACAAAUGUUACUGAAAUGUAAGUUUCAGUGUUAACAGUAUUUUCAAGUGUUGUUUUUGCAAAGAUUUGAUUGUUUACAGGAUUUCGUCAUGAGUUGACAUCAGUUAGAGAAGCAUCGGGAAACCAGCUGGGGGAGAAUUACACAGCCAGACAUCUAUUUCAUCGGUCUGGUUUAGUAGGACACUUCAGCAGUAGGCACUCACCCCCACUAAAGUUCGAACCCAGUACCUUUCAGUGACAAGGCUAGCGAG